Molecule: messenger RNA, 3754 nt
Organism: Chrysemys picta bellii (western painted turtle)
Lineage: Eukaryota; Metazoa; Chordata; Testudines; Emydidae
Product: zinc finger protein 397-like
Biological process (GO): regulation of transcription by RNA polymerase II
Molecular function (GO): RNA polymerase II cis-regulatory region sequence-specific DNA binding; DNA-binding transcription factor activity, RNA polymerase II-specific
Source: RefSeq, a predicted model, not a curated record
ACACACGAGACUUCCCCUUCCUGCCAGGAACAUCCUGUUAUCAUUCCAUUGUUCCGGCCUCUCUCUGCUCUUUCACUUUCACAUUCCCCUCGCCAGUGCUGGCUGCAGGGGGGAGGAGCACAUUCAGCUGCUGAUUACAAUCUGCCCAGACAGACAGUUUCUGCCACAGCAACAGAACUGGGUGCCCUCCAUUGCAAAAGCUCCUUGUGGAUUGGCUCUGAUUCUCCGGAGGCCCUAGGGGACUUUUCACCCUGGAGCAGAGCCUGGCACAUCCCUGUGGUUAGGACCCCCUGCCUCAUCCGGCACACAAAGAGGAUGAAGUUCAGGCUGUUCGGACAACCCAGCAUUUCCUAACCCUGAGUACUCAACUUUGGAACCUAAAUAAAGUUCUUUUCAUGUGUUUUUUAAAAAUCCAUGUUGGAUCCUUUGCUGCAGGCUGCCUGGAGAGCCGAUGUUCCUACAGGCCCUACAAGUGAGCAACAGGGUUUAUUCCUGAGUUGGAAUUGCAGUCGUUCCAAGGACAGACAAUGGCAGCUGAGCUGGGUGCAAGUGCAGCUUUGGGUUUCCAGCUCCAGGCACCACUACAGCAGGGAAUGCAGCCCCCAGUGAAAAUGGAAGAGCAGAACCCAGUCAGCCCCAAGCCAGGGGAGAGAGCGGAAGGGGCAGAAAAGGCCCUUUGUGUCAUCCAGGCUGGUACCAUUGGGGGGCUACUGAGAUGGGCAGCACCACGAUGGGUCAAGCAGGAGCCACAGAAAAAGCCAGCCACCCUCCGUGGGGAUGACACCCACAUAGAGUCGCGGCGUCGGCGCUUCAGGCAGUUCCACUACCAGGAGGCCAAGGGGCCCCAGGAGGCUUACAGCCGCCUCCAGGAGCUCUGCCAUGGCUGGCUGGAGCCGCAGAGCCGCACCAAGGAGCAGAUCCUGGAGCUGCUGAUCCUGGAGCAGUUACUAACCAUACUGCCAGAGGAAAUGCAGAGCUGGGUCUGGGAACGUGGCCCUGAAACCUGUGCCCAGGCGGUGGCCCUGGCAGAGGGGUUCCAGCUGAGGCAGCCAGAGUUUGAGGGGCCAGGGCUACAGGUCAUGGUGUGUGUAAAGGUUGAGGAAGUGGCCUCAGAAGAAAAGGCGUCCCCUGGGGCACUGUGGGAAUCUGCUGGCUCCAGACUAGAGCAGCCACAGUCCCAUCCCGGGUGUGCAUCCCAGGACGGGGAAUGGAAUGAAGCUUCAGGAUCCCUGUACAAGCUGCCUCAUAUCCCCAAAGAGGAGCACCAGCCCCUCCAGGAAAUAGCCGAUGGCAAGGCCAGUGGUGACGACAAAAGUGAAACGUGUCACUCAGGAGAGCAACCAAAACACAAGACAAAGAAUGGGCAGCAUCGCCCUGGGGAACACAACCCGGCAGAACAAGCUCAUAAGCGCACCAAGAGUGGGAAGGGCAUCAGUGUCGGCUCUGCCCUUAUUACACCACAAAGAGUCCACGCGAGCAAGAAACGCUGGACCUGUGAUGAGUGUGGGAAAAGACUUGGCGACAGCUCGGCUCUCACAAAACACCGGAGGAUGCACACCGGCCAGAAACCUUUUGUCUGCACUGCCUGUGGUAGGAGCUUCAGCCAGAGCUCGGUCCUCAUGACGCACCAGAGAACUCACACCGGGGAGAGACCUUACAUCUGCACCGAGUGUGGGCGACGCUUCAGCGACAGCUCCAACCUCACUCGGCACCAGAGAACCCAUGUGGGCCAGAGACCCUAUAUCUGCACCGUCUGCGGGAGACGCUUCAGCCAGAGCUCACAUCUCACGAGACAUCAGAGGACCCACACGUCUCAUAACCAUGGGCACAGCUGCACAGCAGGUCCUGAGCAGCCACUGCCCCAGAGCAGCCCCAUGGCAGGGGGUCUUGUGGCCUAGCAUGUGUCAGGUAUCUGGGCCUCUGCCCUGGUCUCACAGAUAUAGAAUGGGAAAGGAUUGGGGAGAAGUUUAGGGAGCACUUUCCUGGGGUGACUGAAUGCUGCGAGGAGGGAUUGUGAUGGGUGAUCACAGUGAAAAGCAGAUAUGGUCUUGCAUACUAAGAGGUUGGGGCGAGGGUAAGCUGGGAAUCAGGACUCCUGGGUUCUGUUCCCAGCUCCCGGAGAAGUGUGACAUCUAGAGUUGGAGCAGGACUGUCAGUUGGGAGAUCCUGAGGUCUGUUUUUGAGGCUACAGAUAUGUUUUCUCCCCAUAUCCACACCCUCUAUUUGUAAAAGGCUUUUGGCUCCCUCCGUGAAAACACUGUUAAGUAGUGAAAAGUAAACAGGGGCUCAAGGACAGGGAUGCAUUUGCAGCCAAUAGGUGGCUUGAUACAGAGGUGAUGACUCAAGAUGGGAGGAGAAGUGCCUGAGAUCAACAGAGAAUUGAAGUCCAUUUCUAAUUGAGCACCCCAUGGGUUUGGGGAUCCAGCAGGGCAGAAGGGUUCAACGCCCCACAGCUCUCUCCAUCUCACCCGCAGGUGCUGAGCAGCUAGAUCUAAAGGAACAUCCCUGGGCUGUAAAUAUAGACUUCCAGGCCCUGAACUCCCCUAUGUCUUGCACUUGGCCCUGCAGGCUCCUUUCUGCUUGUUUGGGCUUUAGGGGUAGCAGUAUCAUGUGUUUUCCUUUUGCCUGGCUGCUGGGAACCUGCCUUGGAACCCUGAAUUCCCUGUAAACAAGGCCCCAAAUCAGGGGUUCAUUCUAUUCCAGACACUCCCUUGCAGGUGUUUGUGCUUCGGCUGCUGGGAGGGAGCAGCCAGAGCAGUGAAAAUGCAAAUGCUGCUUUAACUGGUAGGAGCUCCCUUGUCUCUUCUAAAGCUUCUUCCCCAGCUCCCAGCCUGGAGCUCCCCACAGCUUUACAUUGCAUCUGCCCCAUUUCUAUCCUCACUUGGGACUCUGCUACCCUGCAGCUCCCAAGCCAUAUCUACACUGCAGUGGCACAGUAACAUAGUAGACACUUCCUACAUUGACAGAAUGGGUUUUUCCAUCAAUAUUUAUCCACCUCUCUGAGUGGCAGUAGCUAGUACGAUGGAAGAAUUGAUCUAACACUGGAGGUUAGAUUAAUCUAACUACAUCACACAAGGCACAGUUUUUUUCAUGGCCUUUAGUGAUGUAUCUAGGUCAAUCAAAUUUUUUAGGUGUAGAUCAGAUCUUAGUCACGAGGACCCAUUACAUCUUGGCUUUGUCCUGGUAACUGCUAAACGCUGCACUGUAGCCUAGUCCUAACCAUAUCCAUGUAACAGGGUUACAAUCUCGGCCCAGCCAAGGUCACAAGGACAUGGCUCUUCUUUGCACUGGAACAUUGACCCAUGCUGUAACCAGGUUCUUAUGAAAGUGUUGAUGGGUCUGGGAUAUGUGCAUAGUGAGAGGGAACUGCUGAGAUUGCUAGUUGUGCUGCCUUGGGGAAAUGAGACUCUGAAGCUCUGAGAGCAAAGGGCCAAUGUGUCAUACUCUCCACACAGGGCCAGAGCAAAGAUCCUGAUGUGCUGCAGCCCACGGUCCCCAUAGGGAAGCUGCACUGGCCAACAACAAAUCAUGUGGGGGAAAGAAACGAAAAGCCAAGGCAGAGCCAGGGACACAGCAACUGGCUGUGGGAUGGAGGCAGCUGGAGCCAAUGAGCCUGGGGCCAACAAGGCUCAUAAGAAUGGCCAAACUGGGUCAGACCAGAGGUUCAUCUCCCCCAGUAUCUUGUCUUCCAACAGUGGCUAAUGCCAGGUGCUUCAGAGGGAGUGAACAGAACAGGUAAUCAUCAAGUGAUCAU